CAUUGACAGAUGAUAGUCAACUUGGAUUUUUGAAUUUUUAAAUCAAAAAUUAUAAUUUUAAGUAAUUUGUGGUUUGUGAGCACUAUUAUUAGAAGUUUAAUAUUUUAUAUUAAAAAAUAUGACUCGAAGAAAUAGGCUAUUGUUUACACUGAUACUUGUAAUCUGUUUGCCAAUAAUAACCUACCAGUUUGAUGUUGAGGAAGAAACAAUUGAUGAAACAAUAGAGAUUGAAGAGGAACCAGAUAUUCCAAAUGUUGAUGAAUCAGAGUCUUUACUCUCAAAUGUUGUGUCCGAUGUUAACAAAACAUUAACAAACCUCUACAACCAUGUAACAUCAGCAAAUGUCACGGCAGAAAACAGAACAAGCAUAGCAAAUGAGACUCGGAAACUUGUUAAAUGCAAAGAGAUUGUAUAUGAAGGGACAGAGGAAAUAGAGGUUGAAAUUAUAAAUGGAACACACUUGGCUAAGUUAUUGCAAGUAAAACCGGAUGUAACUAGUCGUGAUACAGAAGCUGAUUGUGUUUUAGUGUUGUUUUAUGCCAGGGCUUGUCCAUUUAGUGCUCAUGCUGCUCCGUAUUUCAAUGCUUUAGCCAGGGCUUAUCCUAAUAUAAAGAUGGUGGCUUUGGAUGCUUUAAAAUAUCAUGGAAUUAAUGCACAAUAUGGCAUUGUCGGUGUUCCAACUCUUAAAAUGUUCCAUAAUGGUAGACCGGUUGGUAAAUUUAAUGGAACAGAAUAUAACAUUCAGUCAUUCAGUAAAUUUGUCCAUGCUAUAACUGGACAGUAUCCUUUAGAACUCUUGGUGACCUCUAAAGACUUCCAAGGUCCAGUUUCUAGUGUUGUAGAAAAAGAUACAGAUUAUUUCUUAGUGCUGUCUUGGUUGUUCAUAAUAGUGUGUUCAAUAUACUACUUUAUGCAGUCAAAAUGGUGGAACAUGAUAGUUGAGAUGGUUCAGAACAACUGGAGAGAAUCUGAGGCUCAACAUGAGCAUAAUGACUAGUCAGACUGACAGUGUGAUAUGUACUAAAAUAAGUUUAAGAUUUAAUAAAUUAUGAUACAUCAUAAUGUGUUCAUUUU
Messenger RNA from Papilio xuthus (Asian swallowtail), 1074 nucleotides. It is a transcript of the gene bug, whose product is annotated as thioredoxin domain-containing protein bug. Gene Ontology annotation, biological process: cilium assembly. The record is from RefSeq and is a predicted model, not a curated record. The transcript has 2 exons. Gene Ontology annotation, cellular component: cilium. The coding region runs from base 119 to 997 and encodes 292 amino acids. NCBI's taxonomy places the organism in Eukaryota, Metazoa, Arthropoda, Insecta, Lepidoptera, Papilionidae.